AUGGCUUCUUCAGCACUUCCACCCCUAGCACUCUUUCCAGUUGCCACCUGGAGGGACCAGCUCGGGUCUGAUGAAUGGGUUGCCUGCCUCGACGCAUGGCUAGCCCUUGUGGACAGCCAUCUAUCGCUUUCCCAGGGAGAUUUUCUGGCCAUCUCGGCCAAGGACCCAAGUUUAUCUGCCUUCCUUGUCUCUUUCACUCGCGAAAUCGCUCUAAGGGGCGUCGCAAUCCUAGGCUCUUCCCCCUCAGCCAGGAGACUGCUCAAAGACUGCUUCCUGCUCAUCGAUAGACUACUUCAAUCACCAUCGCCUCCUAGUGAAUUGUUGCAAUGGGAUUUUCUUGCGGACGUCAGCCGCGUUUACGGGAGGAGAAAGGCUGAGGGACUGCUCACAAGACUCUCGGACCGUUCGAAGGGAUAUAUGGAUGCGUCUUUGGCCAACCUCAAGAAGUUCGUCGUCAAAAAUCUCGAUGCAGGGCUAAAUGGUGGUGAUCUCAAGGGCAUCGAGGAACGGCUGGAGCGGGUAAGCGACUUGAUUCGGGUCGCUCCCGCGGCCGCCGAAUUCUUCCUUACUGGCAGCGACUUUGUGGAUGGGCUUGUCAGCUGUUAUAAGAUCACAAACCCGCCGCUGAGGCGGUCGCUCGUCACAACAACCUACCUCUGCCUCAUGGGCUUGGCAGAAGGCCAGAAGCUGUCAGCCCUAACAGACCAGCUGUACUCGCUCAAAGCCGCGGCCGCGGCACACAAAUCCGGACCUCUCAACGCCAACGACUCACUUGUGGCUGAACUGGUAACAUCUACGCCGCUGCUUCAGCAUCUACGGCGCAAGCUCGACGAGUCCGGCAGUAUGUCGAGCCGUACCAAGUCCGUCCUAACAGAACUAGCAACCUUCAAAAAGCCGGGCGCAGGGCUGGUCAAGCCCAAGCGCUUCAUCAAGAGGAAAAUUGACAAGGGCAAGGGUCUCGCCAGACUGGAGAACGGCCAGGCGCAACAAGAGAUGCACAUCCACCGAAUGAGCCAAAUCUCCCAAGUGCAGGACCUAUUCCCCGAGCUGGGGUCGGGUUUCAUUUCCAGACUCCUCGAUGAAUACUCGGACGACACCGAACAGGUAGUCGCCCACUUGCUAGACGGCUCCCUCCCGGCCCAUCUUCAAUCAGCCGACCGCAGCGAGGACCUCGCCCAUUCGACUACUACUACUACUCCUACCGUCCCACUUUCCGCCACUCAACCUCGCCGCCCGCUGCCUCGGCGGCAAUCCCGACUUCCCCAGGAUUCCGAGGAUUCCGACCUCGACCUCCUCACCGCGCCAACCGCCCGGCUACACAUAGGCAAAGCCGGCCCGGCGUCGGCAGACACGCUGCUCUCGGCGCGGCCGUCGCAGAACUCAAAAGCAGCGAUCCUCUCGGCACUUGCGGCGUUCGACUCGGACGACGACGAGCGCGACGACACGUACGACGCGGCCGAUGUGGGCGGGACGGUGGACACGACCGCGUCGUUCGUCCAAGAUCAGACCACCAACAACGGUGCAGGAGGACUCCCGGAGGAGAUCGAAGCGGCGCUGUUCCGCACGUGGCAGGCCCGCCCGCAGACCUUCCACCGGGACCAUGCCACGCGUAAGUCGGCCGAGCGGGCUAGGCUGCGCGACGUGACUGGCGGCAUGACGGACGAGGCCGUCGAGGGCUGGGCGCUCAUGCUCGGCCGCGACCCGGCCCUCCGCAAGCGGCUGGAGCGCAGGUACGGCGACGGCAUUACCGCCGCCGGGACAGGCCAACAACAGGCCUUGCUCGAGAGCACCAGGGGCGCAUGGAAGGCAGAACUGGAGUCUGAGGGGGCUGAGGGGGCUGAGGGGGCUGAGGGGGAAGAAGGUACGGGUGAUGGGAGCGACACUGCGGCGGGGACGCCCCGUGGAAGUGGGCCUGAGAGGGGUGGACGGGGCCGUGGGGGAAGGGGAAGGGGACGGGGACGGGGACGGGGACGGGGAGGAGGAGCGCCACCCCCACCAGACUCGGACGUUGCAAGGCGGAGGAAGGAGGCUAACAAGGGGAGUCGGGCGAAUCAUAAUCGGAGGGACCAACGGGCGAGGAAGAUGGCGAGGGGUGGGUUUGCGGGAUGA
Molecule: messenger RNA, 2109 nt
Organism: Canariomyces notabilis
Lineage: Eukaryota; Fungi; Ascomycota; Sordariomycetes; Sordariales; Chaetomiaceae
Exons: 1
Coding region: 1-2109 (702 amino acids)
Molecular function (GO): ubiquitin binding
Source: RefSeq, a predicted model, not a curated record